Hypanus sabinus (Atlantic stingray) is the source of this 1159-nucleotide messenger RNA. RefSeq names its product sialic acid-binding Ig-like lectin 8. The record is from RefSeq and is a predicted model, not a curated record. The coding region runs from base 1 to 933 and encodes 310 amino acids. Lineage: Eukaryota; Metazoa; Chordata; Chondrichthyes; Myliobatiformes; Dasyatidae. The transcript is spliced from 3 exons.
AUGCAGCAAAACGUUUCGACGGUAGGGGGAGCUUGUGCCGAGAUCGAUUGUUCCUUUCGCGUUCCCGACUUUCCCAGCUUUCCCAGCAGACUGCGGGCACAGUGGGUGACGACCAGCUCUAGAAAUACCCGGCUUGAAGCCGUCUUUGACUAUAAUUUCAGUAGUCGCACGUCUGACCGUCGCAGCUCGAACGACCGAGCGGAUUUCAGGGGCAAACCUGAAAAAGGAGACUGUUCUCUACGAAUAAAUGAUGCCAGGAAGAGUGACGAGGGUUCAUAUAUAUUCACAGUAGAUAUCUACACCACCUUCGCCAUUGCGACCCAUCGCACCGGAAGCUCACAAUCCUUUCUCACAGUUUGGGAAAAACCCCGGAUCUCGGUUGGUGAGGGUCUGAUCGCCGGACAAAGGGCGCGUUUGAUCUGCUCCAUUCCUGACAGCUGUUCCGGAGACAGACUGGAAUUAAAGUGGAUUGUUUCAGAUAACGUGGUUCCGGCGCAGGACAGGAAAGCGGAAGGGGAGGUUGUCAGUGAAGGUCCUGGCGCUCGGAUGCAAAGGUCGGCGCUCACAUUCACUCCCUCACCCGCUCAUCACCGGGAAUCCCUGGGAUGCGCUGUUUUAGCGAAGGGCGUCCAAAAAGCCAAGGAAACUAUCACCAUGGACGUUCAACAACUUCCUGAGAAACCGACCGUCAAUCGGUCAGUGGUCGCGAUGGAGGGCAGCUCCCUCUCACUGAACUGCAGAAGCUGGGAGACAAAUCCCGUCACCUUACGUUGGGUGAGGAAUGGAGAGGACAUCGGCGCAUCUUCCACCGGAGAACUGGCAGUGCUUCUCCGUGACGUUACAUCAGUAGAUGAGGGGGAAUACUGGUGUUCGGCUGGAAACGACGUGGGCGUCUCCAACAGCUCCACCAGCGUCUCCGUUCAGUGUGAGUGAUAGUCUACUCAGGCAGUGGCCUCGUCUUCCUCGGCGUCCGAGUUCAGCCCACUGGUUUGUCCGCUACUUUAGCGGGCUAUCAUUGCGAAGGACACGGCCCCGUGCCCCAUCACACCCGAUAUCCCGCCACACUGCGUGGAGAAAGUACACAACGAGACCAGAUCACCCAAAACCACAGGGACAAAGUUCCCACAGUCUGGCGUAGUCCUGGCUCCAUUUUAUGAGU